ACCCACCACCCGAGGCACCAUUGUCGCGCGCAGCAGCUCGAUUGUAGCCAAGUGCGGUGUAUACUUGUGUGGAAGCCGGCCAGCGAGAGAGCCCAGAUGCUUGACGGAAGAGAGGCGGAGCUUGGAGGUGGACCAUAGCACGCACGGUGCUCCCUCUUCGUUCUCGUUGUGGGGAAGAGGGCGAUGGAGUGCAGGAAGAUGAAGCCCGUCCUUGCUCUCGUGCUGCUGCUGUCGUGCCAUCUUCUUCUUCCGCUGGUCUCCUCCGUGCCCGUGUCGAGAAGCGUGUCCUUGGAAAAUCAUCAAGCCUCAGCUUCAAGUCUGACUCCGGAGGCGGUGCCUGUUCAGGGCGUGGUGACCGUGGCCGCGGCCGCUGAGGAGCGAAGCGUCGUCGGCGAAGUGGUGGCGCGGAUGGACAUCGAGGUCAACGACUACCCUGGAUCCAGCGCCAACGGCCGCCAUGAGCCGCCCAGGGGCCCCGGGAGGGGGUGAAGUCGACCUGCGGAGCCUCCGUGUAUAGGGAGAUUAGUAAUGGGUCUAGCUAGUCUAGUCUAGAUAGCACUGUUGGUGGUGAGUCCAACGGGUUAAACAUGUCUCUGCUAACUCUCGAGAGAAAGGACGGAGCCAUUUUAACUACUCCUAUAGUAUAUGCGUGUGCCUCUAUGGUCUAUGCCCAUGUUUUUCUUUUCUUUUUCUGAUUGAGUAUGGCCACGUGUGUCUGUCAAUUUGCACUCAGUGACACGAAAUGAACAGGACCGAGCGGGCAGAAUUCUA
Triticum aestivum (bread wheat) is the source of this 771-nucleotide messenger RNA. RefSeq lists its product as uncharacterized. Lineage: Eukaryota; Viridiplantae; Streptophyta; Magnoliopsida; Poales; Poaceae. The record is from RefSeq and is a predicted model, not a curated record. Bases 184 to 489 code for a protein of 101 amino acids. The transcript has 3 exons.